GGUUAAUCAGAAAGUUCAUGGAAUUAGGAAGGAGGAAGUGAGGGCAACUUUGAGGAUGAUGUAAUGUGGAAAAGCUGUUGGUUCAGAUGACGUUCACAAGAGAGUGCUGUGAACUUUCUGACAAAGGUAUAAAGCUGAUUAGCCAUACAAUGAAGGCAUGGGAAAGAGGCAAGGCUGAGACAAGAGGUUAGGAUUGGUGGGCAGCAGGUUGGUUUUAUGCCAAGGAAAAGCACAGCAGAUUAACUCUUUGCUCUAAGAGUGCUGGUAGAAGAAGGUUAGAGGGAGUUGAGCUGUGUCUUUGUAAGUUUAAGGAAAGUAUAUGAUAGGGUGCCCAGAGAGGAACUGUGGUACUGUGUGAGACAGUCAGGAGUGGCAGAGAAGUAUGUGAGGGGCUGUGUAAGGUUUUCUCUGGGAGUGACAAGGACAGACAGCAUGAUGAGCAGAUUUGAGGGGCAGUUAAGGGGGAGCAGUUUGGAGAUAAAGUUAGAGAAAAAUUAGAUGUUAGAUGUUUUGGACGUGUGUUGAGGAGAGAUACUGGAUAUAUUGGACAAAGGAUGUGCGAGGUGGAGUCACCAGGACAAAGAAAAAGAAGAAGACCUCAGAGGAGAUGUACAGAUGCCCUGAAAGAAAACAAAGUGUUUUGGUCAUGUUUGGUAGAGGGAGAGGCAUUAAUGUAAAAAAACCCAAAACAAAACAAACUCCCAGCAUCUAAAAAGAAAAACAAAGGGGUUGUAAUUCUUUCUAUCCGAAGUUCUCUUACGGAACUGUAGGAGACUUUGAGGACAAGAUGAGUUUUAAGGCUUGACUGUUUUCCAACAGCAUUACAACAACAGUGAUGUACUCAGUAGUUCGGCCGCCCCCUCUUUUCAGUCUAUUGAGCAGCUGCAGCCAAUCCGCGGCCUCUGCUCAUUGUGCACAAAUAACAACAGAGUGCGCCCGCUGUAUUUAAACCAGCAGGCAGCAGCUGUGGCAUGACCAGAGCACUGACACCGCACCAGUGACGGAGGAAACAUCAGCAUCGACACCUCCAUCUCACCAUCACAGCUCCAGGACCAAAGUGAAGCAUGGAUCCCAUCAGGCGCGCUGACUCGGCUCGCCGCAGCUUGUUUGGCCCCGUGGACCACGACCAGCUGCGCCGGGACCUGAAACAGAGGAUGAUGGAGAUGAUGGAGGAGGACAGGCGCCGCUGGAACUUUGACUUCCACACUGACACGCCGCUCCCAGGCAGGUUUGAGUGGGAGGAAAUACCCACAGACUGCGCUGCUCAUUUGUACCAGGCACAGCUGCGAGACGCCGGUUCGCUUUCACGCACUGAAGAUGAUGACAGCGACCAUGAUGGUGCGGGUGACAGACUGAGCCACCGUGAUGGCAGCACAGGCACCGACCAGGAGAACUGUCCCAGCAUCUCAAACACCCACAAGUGUCCCGCAGAGGUGACGCCCGUCCGGAGGAAAAGGUCGCACUCCAAAGCUGCAGCCAAACCUAAGAGCGACCCACGGAUCACAGAUUUCUUUGCAAAAAGAAGGAAGACAUCAGAAACCAAGAGCAUCCUGACUCACACAAAUGAAUCAGCGUCCUGCAGAACAAUAAGAUGAUCAUCGAACUAAAACAAAAACAUGAACUGAACCUCCUCACUGCACGACAAGGAGUUGAACUUGAAUACAUCUUAUUGUUUUAUUUAUCUUUCUUUUUUUAGUUUAUUAACAUGAAAUUCUACAAUUUUGUGUUAUUUAUUUUAUUUAUGGUCCAUGAUUUUAAUUUAACGUCUUUUAAACUAUCUUUUUCCACUUGGUAAUUUCUCUGAAUAUAUUUAACUUGUCAAAAAUGUUUUGGGGAUAAUUUAUUUAAUUUUUUUAACAAAAGAACUAUUAAAAUGUGUUUAUUCAAUUUGCUUUGUUCAUUUAGUUUCUUUGUCUAUUGUCUUUUAAUUCAUUGCACUGAGCUGCUUCUGCUGACUUCUGAUCAAAAAGCACUAUUGUGUCUCCAAAUGAAAGUUUGUAAAGAUAGCAAAUAAAGUUUUUAAUACUAGCUAUUGAUACUUAAUGUUGCUUCAUUUACUACAACCCCACUGUUUACUGAUGUGUUUGGUUAAAUGCAAUUUUCAAAUUCCCCAGUUGACCAAGGGAACCACAGGGAAGA
Molecule: messenger RNA, 2139 nt
Organism: Cynoglossus semilaevis (tongue sole)
Lineage: Eukaryota; Metazoa; Chordata; Actinopteri; Pleuronectiformes; Cynoglossidae
Product: cyclin-dependent kinase inhibitor 1B-like
Exons: 2
Coding region: 1065-1595 (176 amino acids)
Biological process (GO): regulation of cell cycle
Cellular component (GO): nucleus
Molecular function (GO): cyclin-dependent protein serine/threonine kinase inhibitor activity
Source: RefSeq, a predicted model, not a curated record